Trichobilharzia szidati is the source of this 568-nucleotide messenger RNA. NCBI's taxonomy places the organism in Eukaryota, Metazoa, Platyhelminthes, Trematoda, Strigeidida, Schistosomatidae. The record is from the annotation of a GenBank genome assembly.
AUGCAUACAACCAAUUUUCCUGUAUCCCGCUUACUCCUAAUAUCAACGCUUCUUUUUAUCAUUUUGGAUUACGCGCCAACUUCAAAGGGGUUGAAUUUCAACGGAUUAAAGCCAUUUUUGGAUAAAACAAAUAAUAUUGCAGGUCAGAUAUCUCAAGGGACUCAACUUCUAAGUGGCAAAAUCAAUAAUAAAGGAGGAGCAUCGAUAUUUCGUCGACAGCAAUUUGGAAACCAAAAUCCACUCCGGUCUUCUGAUGACCGGAGAUUGGGUAAAUCAUCAUCUGAUCAAUCAGGACAACAACAACAACAGCCCACAAUGGUCAACAGAAGGGUGGAGUGUCAGUGUGAAGGUGACGUGCCACAAGCCCAAAUGCCUCCUCCCAGGUAUGCAACUUUCGUGGAAUUGGACAACACCUAUGGCUACCAACCUGUUGAUGUCCCACUUGAAAGCGAUGGUGAAGAAUAUGUUUCGGUUGUCAAGCGUCAUUUGGCUUAGUUGUGGUCGACACUCCAUAUCACAUCAUAAUGCAUUAAUAUGCAUCAACAUUUACCGAUGAAUUCUGAUACAA